This is a messenger RNA of Emiliania huxleyi CCMP1516, 348 nucleotides long. RefSeq lists its product as hypothetical. The record is from RefSeq and is a predicted model, not a curated record. The coding region runs from base 1 to 348 and encodes 115 amino acids. The transcript is spliced from 2 exons. Lineage: Eukaryota; Haptophyta; Isochrysidales; Noelaerhabdaceae.
AUGCCGGAGUCGAUGCGCGACAAGUGCAAGUACUGGUUCAUGUGGAACUUCGUCGUGUCGAUCUUCGUCUGCCUUGGCUUCUCGUGGAUGCUCUGGAACAUCAUCCGAGGCCCCUACGAGUCGCCGGCGCUGAAGGGCAACCUCUGGUUCCCCAUCGUGAUUGUGCUCAUCUACUCGUGCUUCCUGCUCGUCGCCUUCAUCAUCUCGCGGUGGCGCCUCACCAAGCCGCUCGGCUGCUCGCUCAUCUUCCUGCACAUGACCUUCAUCGCCCUCACGCUGCUCACCAACUCGAUCGGCGGCAAGCAGCCCGUCCUGCUCCUGCUCAACACGCCCGGCUGGUCGGACUGA